Cylicocyclus nassatus is the source of this 507-nucleotide messenger RNA. Lineage: Eukaryota; Metazoa; Nematoda; Chromadorea; Rhabditida; Strongylidae. The record is from the annotation of a GenBank genome assembly.
CCGACAAUUCCGCGAAUCCCGACAAUCCCGCAGUUUUGGACAAAUUCUACCGCUGCAACUGUAUAUACUGGGAUGUAUGGGAUGGAUGUACAUAUGUACUGGGAUCGCGGGAGAUUUUACAAGUUUGGAUGCAUAGGUUCUGUUAUUGCUCAUGAGUUCAUGCACGCAUUUGGAAGACAUGCAACACGAAAUGAGUACGGCAAGCUAGACAAUAGUUUACCAGAAGAUUUUCUUAGAAAGCAUUUUUCAAAUAUGACGCUUAUGCAAACAAUGUAUGAAGAACCCCUAAAGAAAUUAGGCUACUCUGAAGACAAAUUGCAUAGAACUAAAGAGGAGAAUUUUGCCGAUACUCAAGGAAUGAAGUUAAUUUACAAGGCUUAUCAGAAUGCGAAGAAAGAAGGCCCGGAACCACGCCUUAAAAGUAUACCUUAUUUCAGCGAAGACCAGCUAUUUUUCUUAGCUACUGCUCAAGUAUGUGUUCUCUACGCUGCUAAUUAUAUCUGUUAA